GUGCCAAGCCGGAACACGCAGGCGCUCUCGGGCACAGCCGCCCCCGUGAUAGCCUGGGACCGGUAGGGAAGAUGCCCUUGGCGGUUUGCUUCGCUCUGUAGAGGAGCGAUGGGGAGGCGUUGGGCCUGGCCUGAGGUAGGAGGGCACCCAGCCGUCGCCACUAGUGCCUGAGCCGUGAUGCUUGCGUGGGCCCUACUCUACGCGGUGCUCUGGUCUCUCGCAGGAGGUGGGGCUUGGCCCGCAGGCUCCUCCCCCGUCCCUCCUUCUUCGCCUCCGCCCCGCCCCGCCCUGAACCGUGUGUCCUCCAAACACUAAUAAUAAGCCAGAGGUGUUCUCUCCUCCGCAGUUGGAUCGCAACGUUCUUCCUUAUUCAAUAUCAAAGGCUUUGUUUACGGCACGGUAGGGCACCCAGUAAAAAUAUAUGUAAAGUUACAUCAGGCUAGUCCUGUCCUUAUUUGUAUGGAUAUUGAUCGUGCCAAUAAAGAAACAGUGGACCCCACCUAUUUAUGGACUGGGCCAAAUGAAAACACAUUAAAAGGGAAUAGCCAGAUAAAUAUAACAAACACAGGAGAACUGGUACUGAAGGAUUUCCUGGAGCCGUUAUCUGGACUUUACUCAUGUAUGCUUUCCUAUAAGACUAUCAAAGCAGAAACCCAAGAAGAAACUAUGAUAAAGAAGAAAUAUGACUUUCUGGUCUUUGCAUAUCGGGAACCUGAUUAUUCUUACCACAUGGCCGUGCGUUUUACCACAGGAUCUUGUGUAGGAAGACACAAUGACCUGCUCUUUAGAGUGCUGAAGAAAAUCUUGGAUAACUUAAUCUCUGAUUUAUUGUGCCAUGUCAUAGAGCCAUCAUACAAAUGCCAUUUUGUUAAACUUCCAGAGAGGGACUUCCUGUAUGAGCUGUUCAUAGCCUUUCAAGUGAAUCCUUUCGCACCGGGCUGGAGAAGUUUGUGCAACCGCUCUGCUGACUGUGAAGACAUCACGAAUCACAACGUCCUCAAGGCGAGAGAUCGGAUGGAAGAAUUUUUUCGGAAACAAGCACACAUUCUACACCAUCACUUCAACAGAACGGUCCCAGCUAUGCACUUUGUGGACCACAGUUUUCAAGUAACACGGAUAGACAAUUGUCGACCAGGCUUUGGGAAAAACGAAGGUCUGCACAGCAAUUGUGCUACCUGUUGCGUGGUCUGUAGUCCUGGAACGUUCAGUCCCGAUGUGGAUGUCACCUGUCAGAUCUGUGUUUCUGUCCAUAUCUAUGGAGCUAAAGCUUGCCCAUAAACUCCAAGAGCAGAGGUGGAAGCAUGGCUGUUUGCCCUUGAAGGUGGGGGCCAAGAUCUGCUGGCAUCAGAGAGCAUCGUAGGUACCUCGGGAAAGUAAGAUCAGUAAGGGCAAAGCUUUGGAAGUCCGCACUCUAGAAACAACAGCAGAAAGUAGCUGACAUGGACCAGAGAAGUUGCUUCUGAGAAGGCAUUUAUCUCUGUGCCUCCGGUGUACGAGAGGAAGUUCAAGUGCUACUGGAUGCUUUAAAUGAAUACGUUCUGUUUUCUACAAACUGAAACAUGCUUUGUACCUGAUAUUAAGGUCAAAAAGAGUAGCAAAGUAUAAUAUAAUAAAACAUUGUCUAUUUUCCAAAUAUUAA
Molecule: messenger RNA, 1639 nt
Organism: Mus musculus (house mouse)
Lineage: Eukaryota; Metazoa; Chordata; Mammalia; Rodentia; Muridae
Gene: Zpbp2
Product: zona pellucida binding protein 2
Exons: 7
Coding region: 460-1278 (272 amino acids)
Biological process (GO): binding of sperm to zona pellucida
Cellular component (GO): acrosomal vesicle; extracellular region
Source: RefSeq, marked validated